UGGCGAGGCCGCGCGGGCGGCGCCCGGCAGCAGCUGGAGGAGCGCUUCGCGGACUUGGCGGCCAGCCACCUGGAGGCCCUCCGCGCGCGGGACGAGCGGGACCGGCAAAACGCGCGGCUGCGGGAGGAGAACGCCCGCCUGCGGCUCGAGAACCGGCGGCUCAAGCGCGAAAACCGCAGCCUCUUCCGUCAGGCCUUGCGGCUCCCCGGAGAGGGCGACGACGGGGUGCCCGCGGAGGCCGCCUCGGGGCCCGAAGCGGCCGGCGUGAACCCCAAGCCGAGAGGAGGCCGCCCUGCCGACCAGCCAGACAGCCCCACGGCCCUGAGGGCCCGACUGGAGAAACUGGAGGCCAUGUACCGUCGGGCCCUGCUGCAGCUGCACCAUGAACAGCGAGGGCCUGACCCGCGCGGGGACAACGAGGAGCGGCCACUUGGCGAGCUCGGGCCCGGCCUGCCGGCCCUGGAGUCCCCCCAACCCUGGCUGUAG
Messenger RNA from Elephantulus edwardii (Cape elephant shrew), 486 nucleotides. It is a transcript of the gene TUSC1, whose product is annotated as tumor suppressor candidate 1. Lineage: Eukaryota; Metazoa; Chordata; Mammalia; Macroscelidea; Macroscelididae. The transcript has a single exon. The annotation marks the transcript as partial. The record is from RefSeq and is a predicted model, not a curated record.